AUGUCACGACAAAAGGGCUCGUGUGAUAUCGCCAGUGCGACAUCUUUCAUUGUGGGAUGCGGUUGUGACACCACGAAUAAUAAAAAACCGUCAGUUACAAACUCACAGCAAUCACAAUGCCUCCCGAACGAGCAUUGUGGUCUGAAAAUUUACCAGGUUAAUAUACCAAGUUCUAAACUUGGUGUUGGCUGUUCGAGCGGUAAAAAGAGGAAUACUGAGUACCUA
Molecule: messenger RNA, 225 nt
Organism: Brenthis ino (lesser marbled fritillary)
Lineage: Eukaryota; Metazoa; Arthropoda; Insecta; Lepidoptera; Nymphalidae
Source: the annotation of a GenBank genome assembly